This is a messenger RNA of Vigna radiata var. radiata (mung bean), 2505 nucleotides long. Its product is annotated as sodium/hydrogen exchanger 2-like. Gene Ontology annotation, biological process: regulation of stomatal closure; regulation of pH; proton transmembrane transport. Gene Ontology annotation, molecular function: sodium:proton antiporter activity. Gene Ontology annotation, cellular component: membrane. The transcript is spliced from 16 exons. The record is from RefSeq and is a predicted model, not a curated record. Lineage: Eukaryota; Viridiplantae; Streptophyta; Magnoliopsida; Fabales; Fabaceae. The coding region runs from base 647 to 2275 and encodes 542 amino acids.
UUGAUACACCAGAAUACAAGAACAGCAUCACAUGAUUAUAAAUCCCAAAUCUGAUUGAUACUCGUAGCGUCAACUGCUACAGCUGCGACGGAGCAAUCUCCUACUUGUCAUCCACACGUUAACAAAUUAUAGAUCAAUCUCAUAUUCUCUUCGUUUCUUCUUUCUUUCUUGUCCCUGUCUCUUUGUCUGUCCACACACUUUCCUCUUUCUCUGUCUCUGUCUAAUUUCUAGAGCCUUCGUAAUUCCACUUUUUUCGCACGCUUUGGUUUCAAUACCAGAAAGAAAAAAUUUCGUUUUUGAUUCUCCCAGGGGACUUUGCUUACAAUCUCCUACUUCUUCUAGCGGAAACGUGUCUCCGUUACGCCAGAAUUCGAACACGAGAUUAGUUUGUGGCUUUCUCUGUUCGAGUUCUUUGGAAGUUGAAUUCGUCGGGUUUCCGCAACACUAACCAAAUCGUGCCCUCUCCGCAAUGCUGCAAUCGUGAGUUCUGUGAUUUUUUCCAUGGCGAGAUCGUGAAGAUUUUAAAAUGGGAACCUCGGAGAAAUAGAUUUGCAUUGUAAAUUGGGCUUGAACUUUUCGACUCAGUAGGAAUCUGAAUUCUGUAAAAUCUGCUUGUGCAAUUAUUUAUCGUGGAGGGGGGGACAAGAUGGUCUUUGAAAUCAGUUCUGUUGUUUCAAAGUUGCAAAUGGUAUCCACUUCGGACCAUGCCUCCGUUGUCUCCAUGAACUUAUUUGUGGCUCUUCUUUGUGCUUGUAUUGUCAUUGGCCAUCUUCUUGAGGAGAACCGGUGGAUGAAUGAGUCUAUCACUGCCCUUUUGAUUGGUAUUUCCACUGGCGUAGUCAUUUUGCUGCUUAGUGGUGGUAAAAGCUCACAUAUUCUUGUUUUCAGUGAAGAUCUUUUCUUCAUAUACCUUCUGCCGCCUAUAAUAUUCAAUGCUGGGUUUCAGGUGAAAAAGAAGCAGUUUUUUGUUAACUUCAUGACCAUCAUAUUGUUUGGUGCUAUUGGUACAUUAAUAUCUUGUGCGGUCAUAACUUUGGGUGCGUCACAAAUUUUUGAGAAGUUGGAUAUUGGUCCACUGGAAUUAGGGGAUUACCUAGCAAUUGGUGCAAUAUUUGCUGCGACAGAUUCUGUUUGCACAUUGCAGGUGCUAAAUCAGGAUGAGACACCUUUGCUGUACAGUCUUGUAUUUGGGGAGGGUGUUGUGAAUGAUGCUACAUCAGUGGUGCUUUUCAAUGCAAUCCAAAGCUUUGACCUCAACCACAUAGACUCUUCAAUAGCUUUGCACUUUUUGGGCAAUUUCUUGUAUUUAUUUGUCGCAAGCACAAUGCUUGGAGUGUUGACAGGUCUACUCAGUGCUUAUAUUAUCAAAAAGCUGUAUAUUGGAAGGCACUCUACAGAUCGUGAGGUUGCUCUUAUGAUGUUAAUGGCGUACCUAUCCUACAUGCUAGCUGAAUUAUGCUAUCUAAGUGGCAUCCUCACUGUAUUCUUUUGUGGGAUUGUUAUGUCUCAUUAUACCUGGCAUAAUGUGACUGAGAGUUCAAGAAUCACUACCAAGCAUUCUUUUGCAACCUUGUCAUUUGUUGCCGAGAUCUUUAUCUUCCUUUAUGUGGGUAUGGAUGCCUUGGACAUUGAAAAAUGGAAAUUCGUCAGUGAUAGUCCUGGAACAUCUAUUGCAGCUAGUUCAGUAUUGUUGGGCCUAGUUCUUGUUGGAAGAGCAGCCUUUGUUUUCCCCUUAUCCUUUCUAUCCAACUUGGCUAAAAAAUCACCAAAUGAGAAAAUUAGCUUCAGACAGCAAGUAAUUAUUUGGUGGGCUGGUCUUAUGAGGGGUGCUGUUUCAAUGGCACUUGCAUAUAAUCAGUUCACCAUGUCGGGGCAUACUUCACUGAGAAGCAAUGCAGUCAUGAUCACUAGCACCAUCACUGUUGUACUUUUCAGCACGGUGGUCUUUGGUUUGAUGACUAAGCCACUCAUACGGCUUUUACUACCUCAUACUCCAAAUCAUAAAGAAAUAAACAUCGUGAUAGCCACAGAUGCAUCUACUCCAAAAUCAGCCACUGUCCCACUUCUUGGGAGUGCCCAAGACUCUGAAGUCGAUAUUGAUUCAAUCCAUCGACCAAGCAGCAUCCGCGCAUUGCUUAGAACUCCAACACACACUGUUCAUCGUUUGUGGCGUAAGUUCGAUGAUGCAUUCAUGCGUCCUGUUUUCGGUGGAAGGGGUUUUGUUCCUGUAGAACCUGGCUCUCCAUCUGAACGUAAUGGUCAUCAAUGGCGUUGAGGAAAAAGGCAAGAAAUAUGUAAUUUGUAUUGUAAAACUGAGUAAAUUUUUGUGGAGGUUAGCAAUGCUUGUAUAAGAAUCCCAUACUGAGAUUUUGUCAGCUCUUUGGGUAGUGAGAAGUGAGUGCAUAUGUCAUCUCAACUCAUCUCAACGUCCUUCGUAAAGUGUAAUAUUUUAUUAUUAGAUUUCUUUGACCAUUAUCAUUGUAUUUAAAUAUUUUUCAAGUUUUA